AUGUGGAACGGGCCAACCUACGUCAUCGCGCGUGUCAGGCGCAAUAGCGCGCUUUGGACUUUCCCUGCGUGUUGCACUUCCUUGGCGUCGCCUCAGCGUCGUUUUUCGUCGUGGUUCGAAGAGCAGCCCGGCGGUGGUCAGCGCAACGUAGAAGACAAGGCUGUCGCCGCCUUUGCCAUCAACGCUGACAGGCUGGAGAAGGGCAAGACGAUCAUCAACAAGAAGGCGCAUGGAAUCCCUUUCCGCAUAUGUGAUGCUGAGGCAGUCGACAAUGUGUGCCGCCACCACGGGGCUGCGGUUGAGAUCCACAGCGUGGAACGCUUUCUCAUGCCGUUCUGGCUCACAGAAACGUCUGCCGCGGGCACCUUCAAGGCGGAUCUCCUCCAGCACGAUCGAAUGAACAUCACCCAGCCGCACUACUUUCUGUGGCUGGAGGGGCCCCGGUACCAGUUCAACUACCCGUUUGGGGAAUACAUGCCGAUGAAUCAAGUCUCCGCGUCCUACCGGGAGCCUCUUGAAGUGGUGGAGCGCUGCCUCACCGGCACCCACGUGCCGUCGAUGCUGCUCUCGCGAUUUGAGCUGCUGCAUGAGGUGGAAAAGAUGGAGCAUCGACCCACCGUCAUCCCCUUCACCAUGUCGACUGUGACGGCCCUCUCCGUGAUAGAGCGGCGCGUCAACCGCCGCGUCGUUAUGGAUCGCAUCGACCGCGAACUCCGCAAGUUUCACGGCUCAUUUCUGAAGAGCAACGUGAGCGUGACGAGCCUGCAAAUGGUGGCGUCCAGUAUUCGGCCUGCAUUCCUGCCGCUCUUCAAGCUGACAGUCUCCACCGUCUCACACUCGACUCCAGUCCCGGCGUUCAUCUGCGGCGCCACUGGCAAGGUGGUGGGGCCGGUGCUGCACGUGCAGCGCCGGAAGCGGCUGGGGCUGGCGGCCGCCGCGGCUGUUGGUACGUUGCUGAGCCUUGCGCCUCUCGUGGAGCCCGGGGUGGCCACCGCCGCGGCGUUGGCAGUUGUGGCCUCCUCUGGCUUUGUGCAGCAGGUUGUGCAGCGGGCGCGGUUUGUGCGGGAGCAGGUGCACCAGAUGGCCCAGCUCAAGUCCGUCGGCGUACUGAACCUCGUCGCCGACAGCGCGGGUUAUCGCUGGACCCCAGAGGAAGAAGAGAAAGAAGAGUACGAGUACCGCGAGGAGCUGCGCCGUCAGGCACGCGCGAGGGACGCCUUUGAGCAGCGCGUGAAAGAGGAGGCGGCGCGCGACCGUGCCCGAGCCCAUGGUACCCACUUCGACCCGAAGAGCCGCCGCCGCACCGACUUGGCGGACGUGGACCCGCGCGGCUACUACGACCUGCUUGGGCUGAAGGGGAAGGAGUUCUCUGCCACGGCAAAGGACAUCACGAAGGCGUUCCGUGAGGCGGUGCGGAUGCAUCACCCGGACCUGCACCCGGAGGGCGAGGCGGAGAACAAGAAGCGCCACAUGCAGCGCAUCAUCGAAGCAUAUAAAGUUCUGCACAGCCCCAAAACGAAGAAGUCCUACGACUCUGGCGAGAUGAGCGGCAAGUCGCAAGAGACUUCUUAG
This is a messenger RNA of Leishmania mexicana MHOM/GT/2001/U1103, 1572 nucleotides long. RefSeq lists its product as hypothetical. NCBI's taxonomy places the organism in Eukaryota, Euglenozoa, Kinetoplastea, Trypanosomatida, Trypanosomatidae. The transcript has a single exon. The record is from RefSeq and is a predicted model, not a curated record. The coding region runs from base 1 to 1572 and encodes 523 amino acids.